This is a messenger RNA of Hevea brasiliensis (rubber tree), 729 nucleotides long. Its product is annotated as bidirectional sugar transporter SWEET4-like. The transcript is spliced from 6 exons. NCBI's taxonomy places the organism in Eukaryota, Viridiplantae, Streptophyta, Magnoliopsida, Malpighiales, Euphorbiaceae. The coding region runs from base 1 to 729 and encodes 242 amino acids. Gene Ontology annotation, cellular component: membrane. Gene Ontology annotation, molecular function: sugar transmembrane transporter activity. The record is from RefSeq and is a predicted model, not a curated record. Gene Ontology annotation, biological process: carbohydrate transport.
AUGGUUGACAGAGAAGUAGCGAGGACUAUUAUAGGCAUCAUAGGAAAUAUACUCUCUGUUUGCCUAUUUGGCUCACCAAUCCCCACAUUUGUGGAAAUUUUGAAAAGCAAAUCAGUUGGGGAGUUCAAGCCAGACUCCUAUCUAGCAACCAUAUUGAACUGCUCUCUAUGGAGUUUUUAUGGCCUGCCAGUGGUCCAUAAAGACACUCUCUUGAUGUCCAUCAACAGCAUUGGACUUGCCAUGGAAGCUAUUUAUGUUACCAUCUUCUUCAUACAUGCUCAAAGGAAUGGUCGAGUUAAAGUAAUUAAAUGGAUCUUCAUAGAGCUUGUUUUUUUGGCCAUUUUGGUGGCAUGCAUAUUGAAGUUCAGUGAUACCCAUGAGCAAAGAUCAAAAAUUGUAGGGAUCAUUUGUCUCGUAUUUAAUGUGCUCAUGUAUGCUUCGCCUCUUACCAUGAUGAGGAAAGUGAUUAUAAAAAAGAGCGUCAAGUACAUGCCAUUCUAUCUAUCCUUGGCUAUAUUUCUCAAUGGAAUCAUUUGGGUCUUUUAUGCUGUGGUGGAUAAACUUGAUGUCUUCAUUUUGAUUGGGAACAGUGUGGGGAUAUUAUCAGGAGCUACGCAACUAGUUCUUCAUGCAUGCUAUAAUAAUGUUCAGACCACCCUGAAAGAUGAGGAUGUCAAGCCGGCUGCUGAGCUUCAAGUUCAACUCUCUACGACCGACGAAAAGGCUUAG